Oxyura jamaicensis (ruddy duck) is the source of this 7979-nucleotide messenger RNA. It is a transcript of the gene DAB2IP, whose product is annotated as DAB2 interacting protein. Bases 507 to 3896 code for a protein of 1129 amino acids. NCBI's taxonomy places the organism in Eukaryota, Metazoa, Chordata, Aves, Anseriformes, Anatidae. The record is from RefSeq and is a predicted model, not a curated record. Gene Ontology annotation, biological process: regulation of GTPase activity. The transcript is spliced from 16 exons.
GCUUUUGAGUGCUGCCUCCUGAUUGGCCUAGGGAAUGCUGCUGUUGGGGAAUAAUGUGUGAAUACCAUCUGCUCCGAGGAGCUGGGAGCCUCAGCGAAUUUUGCUUGGAGAGGCACCUUUAGCCAGGACUACAGGCAAGGGGAACAGCCUUGCUUUUGCUGUUUGUUAGCCGAACUUAGUUGUGCCUUUAGUUCCUUUCUGCUUCCCUGUUAAACUUUUUUGUGCUUUGCUCAAGGGUGAAGCAGAGGUGCUUCUCCUGUGGGUUUUGGGGUUGUUUUUUCUUUGCCUUUUUUUUUUUUUUUUUUUUUUUUUUUUUUCCUGCAUGGGAUUUCUUCUGGGGUUCAGAAUGCACACAAAGUGGGGAAAUAAAUCAGCAAGUUUUGCAGCUGUUUAUUGCGGUGCAGCAGUCAGCAUGGAAUGUCUGAGCUGCCUUGAGAAACUACUUCUAACAAUUUGACCUGCUUAUAAAAGAGUCCCCCCCGGAGAGGUGCGGGCAGAGGCGCAGCAUGCCCAGCGGGGUCCCUGAGAAGAACCCCACCAUGGAGCCUGCAGCCACGACACCUUUCCGGGUCACGGGGUUCCUCAGCCGUCGGCUUAAAGGCUCCAUCAAAAGGACAAAGAGCCAACCGAAGCUCGAUAGGAACAGCAGCUUCCGGCACAUUUUACCUGGCUUCAGGAGCGUGGACAAUGAAAGAUCCCAUCUAAUGCCGAGGCUGAAAGAAUCGCGCUCCCACGAGUCUUUGCUCAGUCCCAGUAGUGCUGUUGAGGCUCUGGAUCUCAGCAUGGAGGAAGAAGUGGUCAUCAAGCCGGUGCACAGUAGCAUCCUGGGACAAGACUACUGCUUUGAGGUGACGACUUCAUCAGGAAGUAAGUGCUUCUCGUGUCGUUCUGCAGCAGAGCGAGAUAAAUGGAUGGAAAACCUGCGGCGUGCCGUGCACCCAAAUAAGGACAACAGCAGAAGGGUAGAGAAUAUGUUAAAGUUAUGGAUUAUUGAAGCCAAGGACCUGCCAGCUAAGAAAAAGUACCUGUGUGAAUUAUGCCUGGAUGACGUUCUUUAUGCACGAACUACCUGUAAAUUGAAAACUGAUAACGUCUUUUGGGGGGAGCACUUUGAAUUUAAUAACCUCCCAUCGCUCAAAAACAUUACGGUGCACUUAUACAAAGAGACUGACAAGAAGAAAAAGAAGGACAAGACCAAUUUCAUUGGACAGGUGAACAUCCCUGUCAGCUCCGUCACGGGCCGGCAGUUUGUGGAGAAAUGGUACCCCGUGGUCAGCCCCAACCCCGGGAAGGGCAAGUCCCCAGGGCCCAUGAUCCGCAUCAAGUCACGCUACCAGAGCAUGAGCAUCCUUCCCAUGGAGAUGUACAAGGAGUUCGCCGAGUACAUCACGAACAAUUACAUGGUGCUGUGCUCGGUGCUGGAGCCCUCGCUGAGCGUGAAGAACAAAGAGGAGAUGGCGUCCGCGCUGGUGCACAUCCUGCAGAGCACAGGCAAGGCCAAGGAUUUCUUGACUGACCUGAUGAUGUCUGAAGUUGAUCGCUGUGGUGAGAAUGAGCAUCUCAUUUUCAGGGAGAACACACUAGCCACCAAAGCAAUCGAAGAAUACCUGAAGCUGGUGGGGCAGAAAUACUUGCAAGAUGCCUUAGGGGAAUUCAUCAAGGCUCUGUACGAAUCAGAUGAAAACUGUGAGGUGGAUCCCAGUAAGUGUUCGUCUUCGGACCUUCCCGAACAUCAGAGCAACCUGAAGAUGUGCUGCGAGCUGGCCUUCUGCAAGAUCAUCAACUCCUACUGUGUCUUCCCAAGGGAGCUCAAGGAAGUUUUCGCCUCGUGGAGACAAGAAUGCAGCAACCGUGGCCGCCCAGACAUCAGCGAGCGACUGAUCAGUGCCUCCUUGUUCCUGCGGUUCCUGUGCCCGGCUAUCAUGUCCCCUUCCCUCUUCAGUCUCCUGCAGGAGUACCCGGACGACCGCACUGCGCGCACUUUGACCCUCAUUGCCAAGGUCACCCAGAACCUCGCCAACUUCGCCAAGUUUGGCAGCAAAGAGGAAUAUAUGUCCUUCAUGAAUCAGUUCCUGGAGCAUGAAUGGACUAACAUGCAGAGGUUUCUCCUGGAGAUUUCCAAUCCAGAAACCAUCUCAAACACAGCUGGCUUCGAAGGCUACAUUGACCUGGGCCGGGAGCUGUCCACUUUGCACUCGCUGCUCUGGGAAGUCAUUUCUCAGCUGGAGCAGGGCACUGCAACAAAACUCGGGCCUCUGCCUCGGAUCCUGAGGGAUGUCAACACGGCGCUCAGUAACCCAGCCUGCGUGCAGGUCUCAGUCACAGCUGACCACGCUGCAUCCACUCCUAACGCUGGCAACAGCAUCUCGGCGGGGCUACAGAAAAUGGUGAUAGAGAAUGACUUAUCUGGUCUGAUAGAUUUCACCCGGUUACCAUCUCCAACCCCUGAAAACAAGGACUUGUUUUUUGUCACAAGGUCUGCUGGGGCCCAGCCCUCGCCUGCCCGAAGCUCCAGUUACUCAGAGGCCAAUGAGCCCGACGUGCAGAUGUCUAACGGCAGCAAGAGUUUGUCCAUGGUGGACUUGCAGGACAAUCGGCUCUUGGACAGCGGGGCCAACGCGCCCAGCGCUGCCGACUCCCUCAAUGACAGUCAGUCGUCCCUCGGGCAGUUGCAGGGUGUAUGGACCGCACGGACUCAGCAGAGCAGCGUGACGGGCAUGGCCACCGUGCGCCGGGUGGGCCAGACGCCCACCACGCCGAGCGGCGAGAGCGCGCCCGGCCGGCCCCAGCUGCUGGCGCCGCUCUCCUUCCAGAACCCCGUGUACCAGAUGGCGGCCGGGCUGCCGCUCUCCCCUCGCGGCCUGGGCGACUCCGGCUCCGAGUGCCACAGCUCGCUCAGCUCCCACAGCAACAGCGAGGAGCUGACGGCCAACAAGCUCGGCUUCGCCGGCCCCGCCGCCAGCGAGGACUUCACGCGCCGGACGGGGGAGCUGGCCCGGCGGCAGCUCUCGCUGACCGAGAAGGGCGGCCAGCCCACCAUGCCGCGCCAGAACAGCGCGGGACCGCAGAGGCGGAUAGACCAGCCACCCCCGCCGCCCCCGCCGGUCACCCGGGGCAGGACGCCGCCCUCCCUGCUGAACACGGUCCAGUACCAGCGACCCUCCAGCGGCAGCAUGAUGUCCUCCUCGCCCGACUGGCCCGGCAGCGGGGCCCGCCUGCGGCAGCAGUCCUCCUCCUCCAAGGGCGACAGCCCCGAGAUGAAGCAGCGCACGAUGCACAAACAGGCCCCUUCUCCUGUGAACCCCAAUGCCCUGGACCGCACUGCUGCUUGGCUUUUGAAUAUGAACAUGCAGUUUUUAGAAGAUGAAAGCAUUGACCCAGAUUCCAAGCACAGGGAUAAGCUCAGGAAUAAGGACGAGCUCAGCCAAGCAGAAAAGUACCAGCAGGACCUAGUGGUGCUGCAGGACAAGCUUCGUAUCUCCAACAAGAAGCUGGAGGAGUAUGAGACGCGCUUCAAAUGCCAGGAGGAGACGACGCAGAAGCUGAUGCUGGAGUACCAGGCCAGGCUGGAGGAGAGCGAGGAACGGCUCCGGAGACAGCAAGAGGAUAAGGAGAUCCAGAUGAAGGGCAUCAUCAGCAGGCUGAUGUCAGUUGAGGAGGAGUUAAAGAAGGACCACGCAGAAAUGCAGGCUGCCGUGGACUCCAAGCAGAAGAUAAUUGAUGCACAGGAGAAACGCAUUGCUUCACUGGAUGCUGCCAACGCACGGCUAAUGAGUGCCCUUACUCAGCUGAAAGAGAGGUACAGCAUGCAGACACGUAAUGGGAUCUCCCCCACAAACCCAACUAAAUUGCAGAUUACAGAGAAUGGAGAAUUCAGAAACAGCAGUAAUUGUUAACCCGUGGAGGGCGCUGCCGCAGGAGAGGAGGCCUGGCCAGAGGGACCGUGCAGCAGCAGGUGUGAGCCGCGGCUUCAAAGAACGGCUGCUCUCUCCCCCAGAGAAACCAGCUCCUUACUGCGGACGGCGCGCUUGACUGAGCCUUUGUGGGAGAUGCUAAUGCCAGCACAUUGAGGGGACGGAAAGAUCGAGUGUGAGAUGAGUGGCAUAAGGAAAUAAGAUAUAUUUGAGAAUCGCUGUCACUGUUGGAUUUAAAUCAGUGUUUAAUGUUUAAACAGAAGUAACCUUUUCCUUCCAAACUGCCCAAAGGAUAUGCCUCACCCCUCCCAGCAAGGAAUAAUGUCCUUGUCAUCGCAGGAAGCGAAAUAAAGGGAGCUGGGCAGAGCCUGCAGCAGGCAGCGGCCCACUCAGUGCAGUUAGAGCGUGCAGCUGGCUGCAGCUGCCCGGGGGCGGCAGGAGAGUCUGCCCCACUCCUGUGACUCCCCCUGGAGCACAGCCCUGUCCCCAGAGCAAACCCUGCGCCCGGCUGGCCUUCCUUACGUGGCUCUGUGAGGCCACUGGCUUCUACAGCAUGUAGCUGUCCACAGGGCAUUUACACGGCAAAUUAAUGUUUAAUUAACUCCGCCCAUGCAGGGGGCACAGUCCAGAAGAAUGAUCAGGGCUCCCUCGGGCGCAAUGCGGUACCAGAGGGGUGUUGCAUGGGGCACUGCUGGGGCUGCGAGGUCACGGCACAAGCCCAGGGAGCGGAGCCAGCCCGAGGCUCUGCACGCAGGUGGAGGCAGGAGCUGGUACCUGGUGAUGGGCUCCCCGGGUCCCCUCGCCAGCUGCUGCUCCGUCAGCUAUUGGGGAAAGUCUUCGUAAAGCAAUAGUCCCAGGGCGCUGCGUUCCCCGCCACACACCUAACCACAGAAUAAAGGAAAGGUUGCCUGAGCUUUGUCCCCAAGCUGUGGAUGAGGUGCAGGGUCUGGCUUUGGUGGUGCCCGUCGUGGCACAGGGGGAGUGACGGCCUUUGUGGCACGGCCAGCGUCUUGCUUGACAAAGGGUUCGUUAUGGGGAUGUAAUACUGUGCAGAGAUUUUUACUGUUUCUGGGGAGAAAAACAGGCAAAGAAACAAGAGCAGCCCUGAAGACCCAUGAAGAUCGGUAAUCGUAUUUCUUUUCUUUCACAGUAUGCAUUAGAAAAAAAAAGAGCCCAUUUUCUGGAAUACUGUCCUCUUUAAAUUGGGAAUGAGCACUGCAUGGAAAUUAACCGGCUUGAAGAAUGUAAAACAUGGUCAUAAGGGAGUAACCAACAGGAACAGCAGCCACCACCGAGAGCCCCCUUGUCAGGAGCACUGUGCAGGCAUAAGCCAGGAUUAGACUUUUCCUUGCUGCUGAAACACGCAGAUUCGGCACAUUCAGACACGUUGCGCUCAGCGGAGGGGUCACCUCCUUAACGGGGGAUUGUGCCGCUGACCUGCCGCCACGGUGUGUUUGUUGGUUUGUGUUUUUUUAAGUUAGUCCUUCAUGACUCCCAGUCUCAGAGCAGGUCCCUCGUACCACGAGCCCAGAGAUUUUCUCUGAGAUAUGGAUGACAGUGUACAGUGUACAGGACAUCUGCCUUUUCCUCCCACUAAAGUUUAACCCUGCUGACCGCCUGUCCUAGCUCCUCCUGCCAUGUGUAAAUGUACAGACAAAGGGACUAGGAUGCUCACUGCGCUCUGCACAGCUUAGGUACCGUCUCCAACCUCUCAGUACCCAGGCUGCCCGAGCAGGACGCUGUUUGCCAGUAAGCUCUGCAUUGCCAUGCCACCUCACAGCCGUAAGGCUCAUUAACAGCACUCUUCCACAUGCAAUUGUUUUCAAAAUUAAAGCUGCUUUUUCUUUUUGUAAGCGUUUUUCUGUUGCCUGGAAGCCCUGGGCCAAGCCCGGCGUGGCUGCACCUGCUGCAGCUCUGGUCCUUGGAGGAGCGGACGUGUUGCUCUGCACUGAGGUCUCCGCGCCCAGCCAACGCCUGCGGAGUGGUGCAAUCACACAGCAGACCCCAACAGGAGCUCCUCAGAGAAAAGUAAUCACUAAGCAUUUAUGGCAAGUACAGUCACCUUUGAAUUUGGAGAAUAGCACAGAUGGCUUUGAAGACCCACACAAAACUGACAAGGUUACAACUGGAGAAAGACCCAGACAGGUUAGGAAUACACAGGGUACUGGGAACGGUUCGGUACGUACACUUACCCGCUGCCAUUGUCUCAUACACACUGUAAGAACCCUGCAAAAAGACUAUUUUAAGCUGCUGUUGCCCUGAGAUGUAUUUUUAGAGCUAAUUGUUUUUGAGCUCCAACAUACCGGUGUUGGGAGAGACGAAGUUUUUCAAGAGCCAAGUAACGUAGAGGAAUGGAAACGCUCCCAGAGCAUGGGGCGGGCGCCCCACCAGCAGCGUUCCCAUUCGUACGUGGAAGUAAUGUUGGGAUGCAGUCAGUGCUCUCCGUAAGAGCUGGAAAAAAGAACCACCCACAACACAGUUGUUUAGCACUGAAGCUAAGCAAAGUGCAGCUUAAUCUUCUGCUCAACCACAAGCCAAGGCACUGCUUUUAGAACCUUCUCCCUCCCCCCCUUUAUUUCUUUUCUUUUUUUUUUCCCCAGGAUCUGUCAGAAACUCCUGGUUACCCUCAAAGUUGCAGAUUACUGAACGCGUUGUUCUGCUGAAGUAGCAGGCACACUUAAGUCCUUCCACAGUGAAUUAUUAAAAAACCUUAGACGUUCCAGUGCCAAUACCUUCUGGAGUUGUUGCUUAGUUUCCUGAGCCAGUAUGAAGCAAAACCCAAAUCAGGAAGCGGUCUCGUUACAGUGGCGAGUCCCCCACCCCUCAUCCCUGUGUCGCCUUCCCCUGCAAGUGUCAACAACUGGACCUAACUACCACCCUCCCUGCGAAACGUUGGGGAUAGGGUUUAAGAUCCAGGCUCAGCUCCAACCUGUUACUUCAGUUUGUGUUUCUGUUAUUUAUAAACUGUACAUUUCUGUGUGUGUGUGUGCGUGCACGUGUGUGUGAGCGGGAGCCAGCGAUGUGUGCGGUCAGCGCAGCGGGCAGGGUACCAGCUGCGGCCUCAGCCCUGGGAGCUGGCGCAGCAAUACCGAGGCGAUGACACCGGAGUAAAGCAACCACUACGCGUCACGUUUUGUGAUCUGCUCCGUUUCCUUUUCCAUUCUUGCGCUUUCUACAAUAAGAAGCUGUUCUAGUGCAAACUUGUCAAAGUGUAAACAACACUAAAACACUCAGAUUUUUAUCUUAAUACAAGUCUUAAUAUUUUUUUGUAAAUGUUUUCCGUGUUUACUGUAACGUAUCUAUCUCACUAACAGUUGUAUAUAGUAAUUUACUUCUGGUGCUGCUUAUUUGGUCAGGAUUUGGCUGUAUCGAUGCUGUCUAGGUGAGGUGGACUCCAGCUAGCAAAUUUGGAUCCAGCCACAGGUUAUGAGCCCACCUCUUCCCCUUGGGCAUCCGAGGGAAAGGGAAGGGAGAAAAGCCAAGGAUCCAGAUUUGGGGUUGGCCCACCUCAGGGAUUCUGUUUUAAGAGUUAUGAUUUGGGGUUUUGUUAAACUGUAGUGAACGCUGCUGAAAAAAAUGAGCAAAGUUUUGUGUAAACGGGGAUGAAAAGGACUGAACAAUACCCCACCAUCUCCGCUGACCCCAGGUACCAUCUUUUUGGACAGGGUUUAUGGCUCAAGUUCAGUGCCAACCAACUGGAGGGACCUAGGUCCUUCCCCACGCCAGUUAACACUACAGUGUAGUCACCAGCCCCUUUUGCAAAGCCUGCUGCCAUCCAAAGAGCCCUUUGUCACUGCAUUGUCCUUUGAGUCUGGUUGGGUUUGUUUUCUGCUUUUGCAGCUGUGAAGCACUGAUUGCACUGUGAGAACGCGCUGAAUCCUCCGGCCGGGCAGGCAGCCCGGUGGGUCGCGCAGGGUGCAGGAUGCAGGUUCUGCUGCUGCAGGGAGGCUGAAGGGAGAAGGGACUCAGUGGGCCUGAGCGAGGCACCACAGGCACCCCUAGGAAAGAAAUGGGCAAGCAGUCCGUAGGCUUUUCCUGUUACUUAAGUCCAUACCACAACGUAAC